Cloeon dipterum is the source of this 4152-nucleotide messenger RNA. Its product is annotated as inactive dipeptidyl peptidase 10. Gene Ontology annotation, biological process: proteolysis. Bases 173 to 2803 code for a protein of 876 amino acids. The record is from RefSeq and is a predicted model, not a curated record. Gene Ontology annotation, molecular function: serine-type peptidase activity; dipeptidyl-peptidase activity. Gene Ontology annotation, cellular component: plasma membrane. The transcript is spliced from 16 exons. Lineage: Eukaryota; Metazoa; Arthropoda; Insecta; Ephemeroptera; Baetidae.
GAGAAGAGCGGAUGAAGAGCGAGUGCCAGUGGCGGGCAAGUGAUAGCUCCGGCGCGGUGGUCUGCACGGACGGGGUGACCACGCUGCCACCCACCAACAUGACGCUCCACGAGGACUCUUCUUGAUAUGCUGCCGCAACUGCUGCCCGGGGCCGCCGCACUGCUGGUGCACAAUGCAUGCAAAUGUGAACAUCGAAAGAAACUCAUGGCGCCUCCCUCCAGAUGAGACGGUUCAAGUGGGAGAUCCGCGUUCCAAAAAAGAUGAUGAGGAGCUGGUGUACGGCGGACCGAGCGAAGGUCGCAACUGGCGGGGCAUCCUGCUGUCGCUGCUGGUGAUCAGCGUGGUGAUCAUGGGCAUCAUCCUGGCCAUCUACACGCUGGGCUACGUGGAUGAGCUGCUGUACUGGAGCGGCCGUCGUAUGGACCUGUCCGAGGUGUUGGGCGGCGAAUUGCGGCCGCACCGGCUGCCCUCGGUCUGGCUGUCGGCACGCCACUUCGUCUUCCACGCCGACGACGGUUCGUUAGCGCUGUGGAGCGUUCAGACCGGCGCAAUCACCACCCUAGUCACCAAUCACACCAUGAGACAACUAGACGUGCAAGGAUACCAAGUGUCUGCUGACAGAAAAUACGUUCUCUUUCGCCACAACGUCAAACCCGUUUUCCAGCACACGUUCACCGCCUUCUACACUGUGUACGACGUAUUCAACGACCACCACUUGCCGAUCCGGUUGAAGCCGGGCGCCGCGACGCACAGCCGACUCCAGUUCGCCUCGUGGGUGGGCAACACGACGUCGUUGCUGUUGGUUCACGACAACGACUUGUACCUGCAACGCACCCCCAUCCCCCCGGCCGCCCCCGCCAAACCACAGGUUCGGCUGACGGCCAGCGGGGUGCCCGGCGAGUUCUACAACGGCGUGCCAAACUGGCUCUACCAAGAGGAAGGCUUGCUGGGCGACAGUGAAAAGGCUGUGUGGAGCAGCGUCGAUGGCUCCAGGCUGCUCUUCGCCACGUUCAACGACACGGGCGUGCGCCUGCUGCAGGUGCCGUGGAUGGGACCCUCGCAGGGCGCUGCCGGGGCAACCGAUGCAACCUUUCCUUCUUCCAGAACAGUGCACUACCCCACGCCAGGCUCGAGCAACCCCGACGUGCGGCUGUUCGUUCUGGACCUGGAGGGCGGCAACCAAACGGCAACGACCAAGUGGGAGGUGGUGCCGCCGCUCGAGCUCAAUGACACAGAUUUCUACAUCACGGCGGCGGACUGGGUCGGCGACUCCAACGACUUUAUCACUGUCACCUGGAUGAAUCGGGCGCAGAACUUGAGCGUGGUCACAACUUGCCACCAGGAUCAGAAUUGGACCUGCCACGAGGUUCAUAUUGAGCGAGCUCUGGAGUCGUCUUGGGUGGACGUGGAGCCGUCGCCAGUAUUUUCGGCCGACGGUAGCAGCCUUUUGUUGCUGUGUCCGGUGCAGGAGGGCGCCGCCGACUACUUUACUCACAUCACUCACGUCAGCCUGGCUCCGCCGCAGCGACUCGCGGUCAUUAGUCACGGCCGGCACGAGGUCGAGCGGAUUGUCGGCUGGCACACUGCUGCUCACUUAGUAUACUAUCUGGGCACCUCUGAAAACGGGCCGGGUCAGCGUCACCUCUACGUGGCCCCUGACCCCGGUUUAUCAGCGGCCAGCAACAGCCUGGACAUGAGCCUAGAGGCACGUCGUCUGGAGCCGCGCUGUUUGACGUGCCGCCUGGGCCAAACGGAGCACCAAUACGAAAACUGCACCUAUUUCUCGGCCCUGCUCAGCCCUGAGACGGGGCACGUGGUGAUCGAGUGCCAGGGCCACGGCACUCCCAGGGCUGGCCUCCACGCACCCCUCGUCUCGCUCAAGGACAAGUUCAAACUGGUCCGCAUGCUCUACGUAGGCUUCCAACUCAGGGGCAACCCUGCAUCCCCUGGACCUUCAGGUGUGUCAUCUGGAGGCGAUAUAGGAUCGAGGCUGGCUCAACUGGCGUUGCCUACUGUAAAAACCUUCGAGGUGCCUCUUCCCCAAAACUGCAGAGCAAGGGUGAAACUCCUGCUUCCGCCGAGUUGGAGAGAAGAGUUGCGGGAUGCCGCCUUCCCUGUUUUAGUUGAAGUAAAUGGAAGGCCGGGCAGCCAGGCGGUGUCGGACUUGUUCAGCGUGGACUGGGGCACCUACAUGUCGAGUCGCAACGACGUCGUCUACAUUAGAAUCGACGUGAGGGGUGCAGGAGGACAGGGCAGAAGAGCCUCCAAAGCUUUAUAUCGCCACCUUGGUGGCGUUGAAGUACAAGAUCAUAUUACAGUUCUCAGGUAUUUGCUGGAAACGCUGCCCUUCCUCGAUGAGACCAGGGUAGGCGUGUGGGGCUGGGGCUACGGCGGCUACGUCACCUCCAUGCUCCUCGGCACGCAGCAAAGUAUUUUUAAGUGCGGCAUCGCAGUUUCUCCAGUCACAGACUGGCUUCAUUACAAUUCUGCCUUCACUGAGAAGGUUCUCGGCUCGCCCACCGAGAACUUCAAGGGCUACGUCGAAGCAGACGCAACCCAGCGGGCGCGCUACGUGCCCAAUCACGCUCUCUUCCUCAUCCACGGCCUCGCCGACCUGAGCACGCCCUUCUCGCACGGGGUCGCCCUCGCCAGGGCGCUCUCGGAGGCCGGCAUACUUUUCAGAUAUCACAGCUACGCCGACGAAGGGCACAUGCUGGAAGGUGUGAUUGAGCACACGUACACGUCGAUGGAGGACUACCUGAGAGACUGCCUGAGCCUGGACGAUGACCCUGGCAGCUCGUAAAACAAGUAAUGCAUUGAUAGUGGGAAAUAUCACAAAUAUCACCGACUGCUGAUUUAAUUAACUCAAGACCGAGGAGCUCAUCAUUUUGCAUUAAAAACAACGGAGUAUGUCAUGCUGGCGGUUUGUUUCAUGCCAUUACUAAUGCUGCUGUGCAUCAAAAUAAUGUUUUGUACUCACGCUCGCAUUUGAUGUUUUCUUUAAACAUCUCACGUCAGUCGGAAUUUAAUAUAUGUGGUAAAAAUGGAUCGGGAGGAAAUGGUGCUUGACGACAUGCACAAAUCAUUGCAGUUUUUCUUCUAAAUUGAAGUUUCCUGGAACUCUUUGGCUAGAAAAACUUGAAAACGCUAAACAAAAAUUAUGCAACUGCUGCUUAAUUUGGUAAAAAUGAAUCCUGAUGUAUGUGACUCGUCUGCUGAACAAGCCUCUCCUCCCAAUCCCAUCUCCAGUCAGAAUCAAAUGAGAAACCAAUCUCAAAACAGAUCGGCCUCAUAAUCAGAACAUUUUAGACUUGAGUGUAAUGGAUGAAUCAAUAAUACUCACAAAGUGCUAUUGACAUGUAACAGAAAAGAAAAUGUAUUAUAAAACCUAGGGCUUCGUUAGCAUGUUGAUUAUACUGUAAUUGAUAUUUUUAAAGGUUAUACAUCGCGAACAACUCAAUUUUCAUCUUUAAACUAGACCUAUUAUUAUACAAUUAAAUACUAUAAUUACAACUUUGCAGGUAUUGUAUAAUUACCGUUAUCAACAAAUGUUCAAAUUUGUAUAGGCAGAGCGCAGAUUGUUUGUCACUCGUGUCGUGCAGAAAAGCAUGAGGGCUAUAAUCGGGACUAAUUACAUGUAUACCUAUGUGUUUGUUCAGUGUGUUAAACAUAGUUUGAGCCGAAUUCGUUAGAUUCUGAUUGAGAUCAUCCUCCGUUUCUAAAUUCAAAGCACAAAGACGCGCUGACGGGAUGUAAAAAACUAUCGAUGUGAUCUCAAUUUUCAAGGGCGAUCGCGGCUAGCCAGUCCCCUAGGUAUUUUUCAUGAAAAAUGUUGGCAGUACUGUUGAAAAAAAGAUGUGAAAAUAUAUUUCAAUUAAAAAGAGAACUGUAAUCAAGCUCUAUAUAACUUUUAAAAUCGUUGAUAGGGUGAAAUCUUUUAUUUCAGUUAUUAUUAUGUAUCGAAGCGACGGAAAAAUGGCAUUGAAUUGAUUAAACGCAAUCCACUCAAAUCCUACAGAAGCAGACAACCAUAUGUAAAUGUGUAAAUACUAUAUACUCAUCAGUCUUUCAGUGGUUUUCACUUAAAAAAAGAGAAAUUUGCUUGUAAUAGGGAUGAUGAUUGUUUAUCAAUAAAAUAAUGCAAAGAAAUGA